Messenger RNA from Oncorhynchus nerka (sockeye salmon), 4270 nucleotides. RefSeq names its product WD repeat and FYVE domain-containing protein 1-like. The transcript is spliced from 12 exons. Gene Ontology annotation, cellular component: early endosome. The record is from RefSeq and is a predicted model, not a curated record. The coding region runs from base 59 to 1291 and encodes 410 amino acids. Gene Ontology annotation, biological process: positive regulation of toll-like receptor 3 signaling pathway; positive regulation of toll-like receptor 4 signaling pathway. Lineage: Eukaryota; Metazoa; Chordata; Actinopteri; Salmoniformes; Salmonidae. Gene Ontology annotation, molecular function: protein binding; metal ion binding.
UACUCAUCCUUUUAGCUGUCAGCUGAUUGUCGAGUUGGAAGAAAAAGAAAACAUAGCCAUGGCGGCAGAGAUUCAUUCGAGGCCUCAAAGCUCAAGACCCGUUCUUCUAAAUAAGAUCGAAGGACAUUCUGACGCGGUCAAUGCUGCAGUUUUGAUACCGAAAGAGGACGGAGUGAUCACAGUUAGCGAGGACAGAACUAUCCGGGUAUGGCUGAAGAGAGACAGUGGACAGUACUGGCCCAGCAUCUACCACACGGUCUCCUCGCCGUGCUCCUGUAUGUCGUACCACCACGAUAGCAGGCGCAUCUUCAUAGGGCAGGACAACGGGGCCAUUGUGGAAUUCCUUCUGUCUGAAGAUUUCAACAAGAUGAACCACGUGAAGACGUAUCCUGCCCAUCAGAACCGUGUGUCAGACAUGGUGUUUUCUCUGGAGAGCGAGUGGGUGGUGAGCACCGGACACGACAAGAGUGUGAGCUGGAUGUGCACCCAGAGCGGCAGUAUGCUGGGGCGCCACUACUUCGACUCCUGGGCCUCCUGUCUACAGUAUGACAAUGACACCCAGCAUGUCUUUAUAGGGGACCACUCAGGACAGAUCACCCUGCUGAAACUGGAGAGACAGACCUACUCCACUGUGACCACACUGAAGGGCCACGAAGGUAGUAUUGGAGCUCUGUGGUGGGAUCCUGUUCAGAGGCUUUUGUUCUCAGGCGCGUCGGACCACAGUGUCAUCAUGUGGGACAUCGGGGGCCGCAAGGGACGAACACUACUGCUCCAGGGCCACCAUGAACGAGUGCAGGCGGUGCGCUACCUGCAGCUGACCAGACAGCUGGUGUCCUGUUCUGCAGAUGGAGGUGUCACAGUGUGGAACAUGGACACUCCCAGACAAGAGGCUCCUCAGUGGUUAGACAGUGACUCGUGUCAGAAGUGUGAGCAGCCUUUCUUCUGGAAUGUCAAACAGAUGUGGGACUCAAAGACGAUUGGUCUUCGGCAGCACCACUGCAGGAAGUGUGGCAAGGCGGUGUGUGGGAAGUGUAGUUCCAAGCGCACUACAUACCCUGUGAUGGGCUUUGAGUUCCAGGUGCGCGUGUGUGACACCUGCUACGAUACCGUCAAGGACGAGGAUCGCACUGCGUUAGCAACGUUCCAUGAGGGGAAGCACAACAUAGCCUUUAUGGACAUGGACCCUUCCAGAGGCCUGAUGGUGACCUGUGGCAGCGACCGUGUCGUCAAGAUAUGGGACAUGACGCAAGUGGUUGGCUGUAGCAUAGCAACAGGCUUUUCCCCACGUUGAUUAACCCCUGCCCCCGAUCGGCCCCCAAACUCUGUCCUCUGCACUACUGACGGGUGUCUCUGUCCUUGGGACCUCUGUUGCAAUGACAACUCCUCUGUCUCAUCCUUCUGGCUCCUCUUUGUCUGGCUGCUUCUGUUCUCUCACAUCCCACUGAACGUUUGGAUGAAGAUACGUGUGUGCUGUGUAAAUGGGUGGGUACUGGUGUUGGUAACCCUUCGCUUGAUUUGGUGUCAGUUUUGUACGACAGAAGUCUCAAAUGUGUCUCAGGUCUAACUUCUAAUGUGUACCCAUUCAGUGGAGCUCCAAGCACUGUGUGUGUGUGUGUGUGGAAAGAGCAGUGUUUGUGUUGACGUAUGUUAGACUUCUGUCAGGUUUCUUUGACAAAGUGGGUCACAUUCCUCUUGCACUGUAACAUUGGACUGCUAACACCCAUCAUCCACAAUGCCCUGCCCAACAGACACACAGGGCUCUCCUAUUGGCUGGUGACUUCAACUUUCUACAUUUGAAAUAUUGCAAAUACUAACCAUUAAUUACAACACUGCUUGUAUAUAUGCAUAGUGUGUACAGUAUGAGAUGCAGUGUUACUUACCUCUGUAUAUCCCUCAAUGAUCAUGAGGUCAGUUUCUCUCUUUCUCGCUAGGCCUUCUCUUUCCCCCUCCCUUGUUCUCUCUUCACUAGUUGGCCUUAAACUCACUUGUUUGUCUCGGAGGAGGAGAUGGAAGAGUCAUUAGCCGGCAUGGCUGUACGUGCCCGAUUGACGCUCGAGCUGUCGGCAUGACAACCCUUGCCGAGCCGUAGGCACAGCUGUUCUCCCCCAGACAUUGUCCAACUUUACCUCAGACACACCUAAAACAUCUCUUGUCAAUUUUCUGUGCAGAUAUCACUUCUAGUCCUGAUAACCAAGACCCCAUACUCUAUUGCCUUUGUGAUAAGUUAAGAUGAAUUUGCGUAUAAUGAAAAACGGUGUACGGUUUUGAUCAGUCGGUUUUUGUUCUGCUUUUUCUCUAUUUAGACAGGCACUUAGGUACUGAAAUGGUAGUGUAUAAAAGUGUAGCACUAGUUCCCGUGCACACUGAUGUUUUACACGGUUUCUUCUCACUGUGAGCUUGUGGGUCAAAUUAGAAGCUGCUUGCGUUUCCUCUAAGGCCUUAAGAGAGCGGGACGCCCCAAGCGUUCUCUUCUCACACGUACGCACACACACUCUGCUCUGUAGCAUAGCUGCAUUUUUCACUUAACCGUCACCCAUGAAUACUUUCAACACUAUCGACUUGCUUCUAGUUUCUCUGUCACUCUCCCGCUCUGUUUUGUUUCCAGAAGGUUCUCCACUGCACUGAAAUGCACUAAAUGUGGUUUAGAGAGCAGAUGUGCUUUGCAUUUAAAAAAAUUUAAAAAAUGUUUUUGUAAGUUUGCAUUUCGGGGGAUUUGCUUCAUUACGGCUCGAGUUACGUGGCGUCCUUAAACUGGUAAAUAUUUGGCUAAUUUGUGGUAGGUUAGACUAACGCUUGCCUUAAGGUAAAACUGAACAUGACAUGGGAGUUACAAUUUGUUUUCAAUUGUAAUCCCAUUCCAGGUUUGAUCACCUAGUGUAUAAUAUUUAUAUUUGUAGCAAUGUGUUUCUGGUUGUUUACGUCAUGUACACUUCAUGUAUAGGAUGAUGAUGGUGGUGAGUUCACACAGACAGGAUGAUGUCACUGAGAAAUCUGUCACAGAUAUGCUUACUAUGUCAUGUCAGAAACAUGAUGACAGCUUUGGGAGAUAUGUUUAUGUCACAGAGGUGUUGACAUAAAGACAUUUUGUGACAUCACAGAGAUACAGGGGUGUUGAUGUCAGAGGGACAUUGUGAGGUCAUAGAAGCGGCAGGUAUUCUAGCGGUUAAGAGCGUUGUGCCAGUAACUGAAAGGUCGCUGGUUCGAACCCCGAAUCGAUUAGGUGAAAAAUUGGUUGACGUUCCCUUUAGCAAGGCGCUUCACCCUAGUUGCUCUGGAUAAGAGCGUCUGCUAAAUGACUCAAAUGUCAAGUACAGUCAUCAGGGAUGUGCAGUGUUCUUGGGGACACUUAUACUACAGUACAAUCAAGGCUCAAGUUCAGCUUUUAUUUAUUGUGUUAGAUCAAAAGAAAUCUCUGGUGCUCUGUAAACAUGACCCUAACCUUAACCCUCUGCGUUAUAGAGGAUGCCGGAGUUAUAGAGGAUGCCGGAGUUAUCGAGGAUACUUGGGACAGUUAACUGGAGUCCCAGUGAUUUCUGCUCCCAACUAGAUGAAUUCCAUUAUGAGGAGUAACUAAGAGCCAGUAACAUUUAGAAGCUAACAUUUGUGAUUCCCUCCAUAUAUUGUUCCCACCACAUUUGUGAUCAAUACUAUUCUCUAGGUAUGUUGGUUUGUAAUGAAGUAGAAGUCUGUUUGAUGGGUCAAUCCCAUGAAGAAUAAUUUAUAUACUUUUUAUAUGAUUAGAUUAGUUGUUGUCAUCAUAUGGUGGUCAUACAUGUAAUUUGACUAAACCCCAUCCACAUUUUCACACAGGUAUAAAAUUGUAAUAUCUCAAACUGGAGCCGUAUCUAGCAGAGGAGACUACUGGGAGGAGCUAUAGGAGGACCGGCUCAUGGCAUUUAUGGAAUGGAGUCAAACGCUGUUUCCAUUUGUUUGAUGUGUUUAAAACCGUUUCAUUUAUACCAUUUCAGCCAUGACAUUGAACCUGUCCUCCUAUAGCUCCUCCCACCAGCCUCCUCUGAAUUCUACAAUUUACGUUCUCUGUUACUCUUUACGUUCUCUGUUACUCUUUAACCUCUGUCAUUUUAUCAUGUCAUACUGCUCGUAAAUAAUCUUGUUUUUCCGACCAUUGUUGUAUAUCUUUAAUAAUUGUAUUUUUAAAGAGAAACUCUUGAUAAUAUUGACAGUACUGACUAGUCUCCCUGUGGCACUCUGUCACGGUGAAGAAAGAAAUGAAAUCUUAAUAAAGAAAUCCAUUCAGACCUGUUAAUAA